Molecule: messenger RNA, 207 nt
Organism: Racocetra persica
Lineage: Eukaryota; Fungi; Glomeromycota; Glomeromycetes; Diversisporales; Gigasporaceae
Source: the annotation of a GenBank genome assembly
AAAUUUCAGCCCAUAAGCUUCCAUUCAGUGAAAUCCGGAGUAACAGGGAAUUAUUUAAAGAAGUCUUGAAGGGGAGGCGUCCCAAUCCAUUUUCAGAAGACACUACAGAACAGUAUAAAACAAUAGUUACGCAAGCCUGGGAUCAGGAUCCUGAUAAGUGUCCAAAAAUUAAUGAAUUAAGAAAACAACUUGCUUGCCUUCGCACAG